Messenger RNA from Sciurus carolinensis (gray squirrel), 1182 nucleotides. RefSeq names its product KRR1 small subunit processome component homolog. NCBI's taxonomy places the organism in Eukaryota, Metazoa, Chordata, Mammalia, Rodentia, Sciuridae. The record is from RefSeq and is a predicted model, not a curated record. The transcript has 3 exons. Gene Ontology annotation, molecular function: RNA binding. Gene Ontology annotation, cellular component: small-subunit processome; nucleolus.
AUGGGCCAGAAUUUUCUUCAAUUUACAAAAGAAGGAAACUUUACCUCAAUGAUGAAUGUAAACAGUCCCUCACUGAUGUCUCCAAUUUUGACUGUCAGCAGUUACAUUCAGGAGGGAAGACUAAUAGAUGUCUUGAGUGUGGAAAAAUCUUCAAUAACAGCUCAGGCCUUCAUAAUCAUCAGAGUUCACGUGAAAGAGAAACACUACAAGUGUGAUCUUGAAUCAGUGGAGUCUGUAGGAGCCGGCCAGUUACUGCAGCUGGAAAAAGUGAAUUUUGCAACCAGAAGUCGAAGUCGGAGAACAGAGCACGUUAAAGCAACUCUGGACCUGAUUGAGGGCAGCAUGACUAUUUGUACUACUAAGAAGACUUUUGACCCAUAUGUCAUCAUUAGGGCCAGAGACUUAAUAAAACUGUUGGCAAGGAGUGUUUCAUUUGAACAGGCAGUACGGUUUCUUCAGGAUGAUGUCGCAUGCCAUAUCAUUAAAAUAGGUUCCUUAGUAAGAAAUAAGGAACGAUUUGUAAAAAGAAGACAACGGCUUAUUGGUCCAAAAGGCUCUACUUUGAAGGCAUUGGAACUCCUAACAAACUGUUACAUUAUGGUGCAGGGAAAUACAGUUUCAGCCAUUAGACCUUUCAGUGGCUUAAAAGAGGUUCGAAAAGUAGUUCUAUACACUAUGAAGAAUAUUCAUCCCAUUUAUAACAUUAAAACCUUAACGAUUAGACAAGAGUUGGCAAAAGAUUCUGAAUUAUGAUCACAAAGUUGGGAAAGAUUCUUGCCACACUUCAAACACAAAAAUGUGAAUAAACACAAGGAACCAAAGAAGAAAACUGUUAAGAAAGCAUACACACCAUUUCCACCACCACAACCAGAAAGUCAGAUUGAUAAAGAAUUGGCUAGUGGUGAAUACUUUUUGAAGGCGAAUCAAAAGAAGCGACAAAAAAUGGAAGCAAUAAAGGCUAAACAAGCAGAAGCUCUCAGUAAGAGACAAGAGGAAAGAAACAAAGCAUUUAUUCCACCUAAAGAAAAAACAGUUAUGAAACCUAAGGAAGCAUCUACUGAAACUAAAAUUGAUGUGGCUGCCAUCAAAGAAAAGGUUAAGAAAGCAAAGAACAAGAAACUGGGAGUGCUUACAGCUGAAGAAUUUAAGCUUAAGAUGGAAGCAGAUGAAAAGAAAAAGUAA